Molecule: messenger RNA, 4526 nt
Organism: Osmia bicornis bicornis
Lineage: Eukaryota; Metazoa; Arthropoda; Insecta; Hymenoptera; Megachilidae
Exons: 7
Coding region: 57-1454 (465 amino acids)
Source: RefSeq, a predicted model, not a curated record
GAUGUCGAUGCGCCGCCGGUGGUCGGUUUCGGGGGUUGACUCGCGCCGCGGGGGCGAUGAGAGCACUUCCCUCCGCCCUGAGACUGACCUGCUGCCGUUCCUGGCUACUCCUGCUUAUUUACCUGGUCUUCCUGGUAUCCGGCUGCAGCUGCGACACGCGACCGGAUCGACUGACCCAUCAACUACUGCCAGGUGAUGACGUGCACGGUUCCAGUUACAUCAACGACGAAGACGAUCUCUAUGACGACGAGGAGGACUACCUCGAGGAGAACGUCACUGCGGCAAAGGGACAGUACCUGGGCUCGCCGUGCGAUGUCUCGUGCAAUCCGGAACUGCAGCAUGUGUUCUGCGACACGGUCACUGGCCACUGCGAGUGCGAAAAAUUCUAUCCAGUUCGUCUUGGGCCUAGCAAAGGAUGUGCCAAACCUAAAAAACUCGGAGAGCAAUGCUUCUAUCGCGCGACUUGCACUUUUGCGGAUCAGCACUCGACCUGCACCCAGGUGCAGCACAAUGCAGUGUGCGACUGCGAAGAGGGUUAUCACAGAGUCGCCUUGUCCAGGCCUAACAAAAAGGUGUUCUGCGCCGAAGAUCUGGUGCUGAUAACUACGGAUAUCCCAACCUUACUCUGCAUAGCGUCCGGAAUAGCAAUAUUCACGGCAAUGAUAUGUUUCGUGCUCAAAUUAUUCAGUCGUGCAAGAUACUCAAGGCCACGGCAUUAUGCCAACGCCAAUCACGCGCCGCCCAUGCUGUUCUCCAGCGACACAGGUAUCCCACUGACGCUCCACGGAGGCCGACCAUCCUCGCGUUCCAGUCAAAGAAGCAGCACCGGAGGACCGUUGACGUACGCGUUCACCAGGAGGCCAAGCAGCGGUGGUAGCCGUGGUCCUCUGGUACCAGCGUCGAGAGCAGGUGCGGCACGUGCCGCCGCCAUCUUGCUUAUAUCGUGUCACCUGCAGGCGACCAAAGGCGGGAACAAGCAUCGACGUACCCUUAGCGACGUUGCUGAGGGAUCGUCCGACGGCCUCGGUUCUCGUCGUCCUAGCUUAACUUCGGUUCACAGUUCGACAUCCUCGGCUCGUAGUUACAGCGCGAGAAGACUCGAAAAGGAGAGAAACGAGAAGGAACAACGGCAAGCUCUUCAGGAACUCAGGCUGGCUAAACAACGGGAGCAACAACAGCAACAGCAACAACAAGUCGCGCCUACGCCUAGUCCUAGGACACCUCAUUCCACCGAUGAAUUGUUGCCCUCUGUAGAGGAAGGGAAGGAAGUGUUUUAUAACGAGCAGGUGCCCACAACGUCGGACACGACCGAGGAAACGACGGCAAAGACGACAGCGAUCACGGCGACGAAUGUGAACAGAUUCGGUGAAAAAUCCCCGGUUACAACCUCGACAACGUCCAUCUUCGAAACGAACAUCGCACCGCGCGCAACCGGUGACAUUUUUCAAGUGUAGUUAAGAUGAAAACGAUCCACGAGACUCGAAUCGAAGUGAAACGAAAUAUCGCCAACAGAGAACACGGUACACGUAUAAAGCACGUAACAGCACGGUUUAAUUGAUGUUUAAAUGGGUAAAAAAAAAAAAAAGAGGGAGAGAACGUCGCUCGCCUAAAAAACAUUGAAAGACGUGCAAGAUUAUACACGAAUGCUCUGUCACAUAAGGGUGCUUAGAUAAAACGGGUAUGGAUUAACGACGAGACGAAUUGUUGACGCUGAUGUUUGCUUGUGCCACGCGCGAUGGCCUAGAAUUUAUUCUAAAAGAUAUGUUUUUAUUACCUAGCUAUGGAUGGUUCUCGCAUAUUGGAGCCAGCUUUCAGCAAACAAGAAAAUUUUCAGUCGAACGAGCAACGUUUGGCUUUGAAAAUAAUACGUAACGUUCAGGAGUACACCUGUCACCCUCGCGUAGGUGUACGAUGUUGUACCUGAAUAAGGUUGACGCUUGCUGUAUCAUUUAAGGGUUAAGAGGGAAUUCGCGGGAAUUCUGGUCCAGCAGCGAAAGAUUCCUUGUCUGUUAAAGUCGCAAACGCUCGAAUAAUGAUUAUUACGUAUCAAAUGCGAGUUUCAACUCAUUGUAUAACAAAGAUGUUUCGCUCGAAGAAUAAAUUUUAAUUCGUUUCGCGGGUCGAGCCACUUUGCGGACAAGGAAAAGAAUGAUUUUUUACGGCUUAAAUUUUUUAAGCAUUUAACAGUCAUUGGUUCGACAGUGUAGAGUUUUUUAUAACGAUUCGAACGAACAGAUAGAGAAUAGACAGAGAACAGUUUACAGUACGAUGUUCGGUAUAAGGGAUCUUACUUUUACGAUUUAAUUAUUACAUAUCAAUGAAAUAUCAACCCUUUCUUUCUUAUAUCAACGAUCAUUUUACGAAGAAACAGUAGACUCUAAACGUGUGCACUAUUCAACUCUACGAUUCCUUAUUUCAUCUUAACUUUUUAACGAUCAACAGGUUUCUACUGGUACAAAGGCAUUUGAUCACAUAUCAAUCAAGGAAGAAAAUAAUUCAAAAUCUUGAACGAAUAUGAAGAGAAAAAUCGAGAAUUCAAUGUGAAAAAUACAAUCACUCAACACUUUGAUUGUCGAAAAUUUCAUAGCAUACCCUUUGGAAUUUUAUGACAAAUUUUACCGAUUCGAUUGAUAAUUGUUACACUUCAUAGAAAUGAACUUACGAUAAGCUAUCAAUGUGUCAGAUACAGUAGUAAAAUCAAUCUGAACAUUGUUGAGACUUGUUUGAAAAUGAUAAUAGAUAAAUCGAUCAACUUACAAGUUUGUUUUGCGUGAAGAUACAAGUUUCGUUUGCUCGAACGGAAUUUUCUGCGAUAGAAAAAGCAAUUGGCAGGGCAUUCUCGAGUGGGUCGAGGCUAAAUAUACCUUUAAUCUUAGAUAAAUUAUUGAAAGAAUAAAAAGAAAAAGAGAAAAUCAGAGAAACGGUGAAAAAUAUAAAGCUGGUGCUUGGAUGUGUCGCGACGAAACGAAUCGUCGGGCACCAGGAUCGCAAAAAUCGUGCAAGAAAUAUUAAUAACUGUGCUGCGAUUAUUGCGAACUCAUUAUCUCGCUUACCUGCGUCGAGCACAACCGAUUGUCAUCCCUUUUCCGUCGCUUUUCACGGUUCACAACCAAAUCAAUCCAGCCGGAACACAGUCGCGAAACCAAAUGGAUAUUCGUUUCUUUCAAAGAAUUAUUUAUUAAUCGUUCGAGGUUCAUUAACUAAAUUACCCGAUUAAUUAUUUUUCGUUUCAUUAGGGAUUCUAUGCCACGCAAUCACGAAAUGUCGCGAAUCAACCUUCAAAUCAAUCUCUUACCCUCAAUUACAACGAGUACAUCCGAGUACAUUGAUAAAUACAGUAGCACCUCGAUGGCCUGGAAUAUGCUUUUUCCUUUUUUUAUUUUUUUCAUUAACGCGAAUCGACGUCGUUCAAUACGGUUUUCUUUUCCCUUCCGAGUCGCUCGGCUCGCCAAAUGUAAAUUGUAGUGAUAAAAAGAAAAAAAAAAAACAAGAAAUCGUUAAAAGCAAAUUAUAUAUAUUCUAUAUAUACAUAUUCUAAUAUAUACGUGUAUAUACGUAAGAAGCGAUCAUGCACGAGGGGCUGUGUUGCGUUUCACGCCGAAGGAACAAAACGUGUAUCGACGUCUCGUGUUCGAAUAAUUACGCUGCCUUUCCCGAUCAAAUAAAUAAUAAUAAACGAAAUAAAUUGAUGAAAACCCCGCUCUACCCUCGCCCCCAAAAAAAUAACGUUAAAGAGACAAAAGAAGAAGAGCAACAAAGAAGUAGGGACAAGUCUUCAGAAGGUUCAUCCGAUUCUAUGUUGUUGAGUCCUCGGGUCUAGUUCACAUCUACAUACAAUUUUUUAUAAAACAAACAUAAAAAGAUGCCAAUAUAAAUAUCAAAGUUUUUAUUUGGAAAUAGUAAGUAAUUUUAAUCGGAUCAUAAUUUAUCUGGCCAUCACCAUUCGAGAAUUAAUUAAACUAAAUUUAAUUAUAAUUAAAAUUUGAAACUCGUAGCUUUUGUAAUUCAAUACUUUCUUUUUAUUUUCAUUUUGCUAAUUAUUGAAAUUCCUUAACAGGGCAACAGCAUGCAGAUAUGGACCAGGCUUCGAGUGACCAAUUGUCUCAUCAUUUUACAGAAAAAAAAAGUCAAGCACGUUUAACAAAAAAUUGCACACCAAAUUUAAUAAAUUGAUCGCGAUCGAACGAUAUCGUUGUUUACACAAAAGAGAUCGUAUCGUCGAUAAUUAUAUGACAGCCAGCCUAAAUUCAUCGUCAUCAUUAUUAUCAUCAAUGUCAUCAUCGUUAUCGUUGUUACCAUUAUUAUUGUUCUUACGAAUCACGAUUAAUUGCAUUGAAACUAUACGACUCGACCCGCCGUCUGAUUUCUAAAAAGAAACUAAAGGAAUGAUGAUGCUCGAUGUUUCAACGUUAUCGUUUUAUCCCAUUUUAAAUGUUUACUGUAUAAUAAAAUUGUAAUAUAGUCGUUGGGCAAAUAAAGCUCGUUUUUCGAUAUAUACACACACAUAUAUCGGACCUAUUAUCAAA